UCAUGGUUCACCUCUUCUCCAGUACUAUAGUAUAUACCUUGAGCUUAAAUACGUCUCAGCUCAGAACCAUCCUAGAAGUGGAACCAACAGGAGGAAGAUAUUAAACUAAAUAGAUCAUAAUGAAACUUCUCAUCUUGGUCUCCUUCUUCUCAGUGUUUAUAGCAGUCGUAUUUUCACAAAACCGGUUUUUUGAUUUUGGCGGAGCAGCUUCCAACUUUAUAGGAGCAGCGGUCAACUCAGUGAUAGGUCGGGACUGUCGGGGUAGACCACAGGGAGAUUACUUCUACGGAUGUCAGUGCAUUGGACCUUUAAAUAUCGGAAGGAAGAAGAGAUCGCCCCAGGGGACAAGGUUCCUGAACAGUAACCAGGGACUAGGAGGAGACUUUAUCAGAUGUUCCAUUGGUUCCUUUCUCGGCAGAAAUGGAAAAUAAAUCGAAAAAUGGAAAAUCAAGAAAUCAAAAAUUCAAGACUGAGUUGAUCCACUAGAAAAUCAUCAAAAUUCGUCAUCUUCCCUGUUUAUAAACUGGGCAUUAAAGGGAAUGUUAAUGUAAUUUAGAGUGACCCUCCGUAUAAAGAUUGGCCUGGGGCAUGCUCGAUUAGCAACUGUACUCUUUAAACCUUUAUCUGAUCAAUUAUCUGAAAGAUAUCGUCGGUUUACAAGUUUGCAACGUGUUUAAUUCUAAUAAUUUACUGAAAUGUUUCUGCACCAUUAUCCGGAAGUCACUUUUUCGAAGCUAAUUACGCUAAUAAUAGUCCCUUCGAUUAUGGAAACUUAAUGAAAAUACUAAAAAUAAAUAAGUAUUGUAAUUUUGGUUU
This is a messenger RNA of Eurytemora carolleeae, 816 nucleotides long. RefSeq lists its product as uncharacterized. The coding region runs from base 120 to 431 and encodes 103 amino acids. The transcript is spliced from 4 exons. NCBI's taxonomy places the organism in Eukaryota, Metazoa, Arthropoda, Copepoda, Calanoida, Temoridae. The record is from RefSeq and is a predicted model, not a curated record.